Stegastes partitus (bicolor damselfish) is the source of this 3702-nucleotide messenger RNA. Its product is annotated as choline transporter-like protein 2. Gene Ontology annotation, biological process: transmembrane transport. Gene Ontology annotation, cellular component: membrane. Lineage: Eukaryota; Metazoa; Chordata; Actinopteri; Pomacentridae. Gene Ontology annotation, molecular function: transmembrane transporter activity. The coding region runs from base 484 to 2604 and encodes 706 amino acids. The transcript is spliced from 22 exons. The record is from RefSeq and is a predicted model, not a curated record.
CUGCACACCGUUUAUCAUGUCAACUCAGUGGGCUGAGGUGAAGCGUGAAAUAACUGUUGUGAUGCUACAGUGGAGGACUGUUUUGCUUUCAGAACGUGUCAACCCGCCACUGGAACAAACAGUCCCCGCACUCAGAUGGGUAAACCUCAUGCUUUCUAGUCUUUAUUCAGUUUGGGCAACAGCAGGUUCUCAGGCGCCACAACUCUCUCUGUUUAUUUUAGGAUCCUCUCUCAAUUCCCCCAUCAAUACUGGUCUUGCUACAACUGCGCUGAGCCAAGAGAGAUAGCAGAGAGAGAAUUAGGGAAUAGGAGGUGAAGGCAGAGCUCCGAAUACAGUAAAAGAAGGAAGUGAAGAGUGAGAGGUCGGAAGACACAGGCCUCAUACAGGAAGGAGACGUAAAGCAACAGCAGCAAGACGCACUGCACUGAGAGGAACUAAUAAUACCAACCACUUCACAAACUGAAAUAGUAAAAACACGGAGGAAUGACAAACUAUAAAAGAACAGGGGAGUCCAGGAAGUUUGAUCCAAACUUCAAAGGACCGAUCCACAACAGGGGGUGCACAGACGUCCUCUGUUGUAUUCUCUUCAUCUUGGCCUUGUUGGGGUACUUUGCAGUGGGCAUACUUGCCUGGUCUCAGGGAGACCCCAGAAAAGUGAUUUAUCCCACAGACAGCAGGGGGCAGUUCUGUGGACAAGCUGGGACACCUCUGGAGAAGAAACCUCUUCUGUUCUACUUCAACAUCCUGAAAUGUGCCAGUCCGUUGGUGCUGCUGGAGUUCCAGUGUCCCACCACACAGUUAUGUGUGGAAAGCUGUCCUGACAGGCAUCUCACGUUGGUGAAAGCCAAGUUAGGCAACAAAGAGGACCGAGAAUACUUCAAAAAAUACUGCAAGGACGGAGUGGACUUUGCCACACUGAGUCCUCCUGAGAUCCUAAGGGAUGGCUUGUGUCCUGCGAUGCUGAUGCCCAGUAAAGCCUUCACGCGUCGCUGCCUUCCUGCCCUCGGAACGAUGAAAGGCGGGGUAGUGGUUGUCGGCAACGAGACCACAUUUGAUGCUGGGCAGGGCGUCAGUAUUAAUGCCUCCGAGGUGCUUGAGGCAUCAAAGAAGUCAAAUGUGGUUGUAGAAGCUCGCCAGGUGGCCAUGAGAAUCUUUGAGGACUACACUCAGUCUUGGCACUGGAUAUUACUCGGUCUGGUGAUAGCCAUGGUUGUGAGCUUGAUUUUCAUCGUCCUGCUGCGAUUCCUGGCUGGUGUGAUGGUCUGGGUCAUGAUUGUUUUGGUUAUUCUCGUCAUUGGAUAUGGUAUUUUCCACUGUUAUAUGGAGUUUGCCAGUCUGAAGGGAGAGCCUGGUGCUGAUGUCACCAUCCGUGACCUCGGCCUGCAGACCGACUUCUCUGUCUACCUGCAGAUCAGACAGACCUGGCUGGCCUUCAUGAUCAUCCUGGCCAUUGUGGAGGUCAUCAUCAUUCUGCUACUCAUAUUCCUCAGGAAGAGGAUCCUGAUUGCCAUCGCGCUCAUCAAAGAGGCCAGCAGAGCUGUCGGCCAUGUCAUGUCGUCGCUGUUCUACCCGCUGCUGACCUUUGCCCUCCUGGCUGUGGUGAUCGCUUACUGGGCUAUUACUGCUGUCUUCUUGUCCACGUCUAAUGAGCAGGUGUACAAAGUGUUCAACAACUCUGAGUGUCCGUUCUCACGAGACACCUGCGACCCCCAGACAUUCAACACCUCCAAUGCGUCAGCUCAGUGUCCCGAUGCAGAGUGCCUGUUUGCCUUCUACGGUGGUGAGACUGUCUACCACAGAUACCUCAUUCUGUUCCAGUUCUACAACGUCUUCCUUUUCUUCUGGUGUGCCAACUUUGUCACGGCGCUGGGCCAAGUCACUCUGUCGGGGGCCUUUGCCUCGUACUACUGGGCUUUCAAGAAGCCCGACGACAUCCCUGCCUACCCCAUCUUCUCCUCUCUGGGUCGGGCGCUCAGGUACCACGCAGGCUCUCUGGCUUUUGGUUCUCUGAUCCUGUCUUUGGUCCAGGUCAUCAGGGUGAUUCUGGAGUACCUGGAUCACAAGUUGAAAGGUGCUCAGAACAAGUUUGCCAAAUGCCUGCUAAAAUGCAUGAAGUGCUGCUUUUGGUGUCUGGAGAAAUGUAUCAAGUUCCUGAACAGAAAUGCCUACAUCAUGAUUGCAAUCUAUGGAAAAAGUUUCUGUACCUCAGCUCGAGAUGCCUUCUUCCUUCUCAUGAGAAACAUUGUCAGGGUGGCCGUUUUAGACAAAGUGACUGACUUCCUGCUGUUUCUUGGGAAGCUCCUCAUUGUUGGCAUUGUGGGGAUUUUCUCUUUCUUCUUCUUCUCUGGAAGAAUAAAAGCUGUAGAGGAGGCUGCUCCGUCUCUUAACUACUACUGGGUGCCAAUACUGACAGUGGUAGUGGGAUCCUACCUCAUCGCCCAUGGCUUCUUCAGCGUGUACGCCAUGUGUGUGGACACACUGUUCCUCUGCUUCUUGGAGGACCUGGAGCGCAACGACGGAUCAGCAGAGCGGCCAUAUUUCAUGUCACAGAGUCUGCUCAGCCUCCUUAAGAAGUCCAACGAAGAGUCCAAAUCUGUGGACUAACAUCUGUAAACAGUUAAUGUGUGUACAGUAUAUAUAUGUAUCUAUGUGUGUGUGUGUGUGUGUGUGUGUGUGUGUGGUCUUUUUCAAUUGAAAAGAACAGAAAGAGGAAUGCCAGUGCCAUUUUUUUUCUAAUGCACAGUGUUUGCGCCUUGCUGUCAAAUGGGAUUCAUUUAUGUUGUCCGUAUGAUAUUACUGAUCCUUUUGUAUUUUGAACAAACUCAUCGACUGUCGCACCCAACAGGGGUGAUUUUUAUCACAGAAGGAAUACGGGAGAUUAAGUUACAGAUGAUAAAUGUAGUUAAUUUAAGCAACAUAUUGCCUUAAUGCUUUCUUUUUAAUUGUAUAUUUUGGUAUUUUCUUGAUUGUAUUAUGUCGCACAGUCUUGUGUGGAAGCUUUCAAAGGUCCAGUUUAGGGCCGAUGGAGUUAGACUGUGCUUUAUCAGUUUAACUAAGCAUAUUGCACUGAUGGAAAUUAACUCACCAAAGCAAAGUUUGGAGAUUAACAGCUUAGUAUGACAACCAAAGCCUUAAGAGAUUACAAAUGACCCAAGCAUUUUAACCUGGAUUAACAUGUCUUUUUAAAAAAUAGCUUUCAUUUUUUACAUAUGCUCCACAGACUAUAAAAUGUGAUCUUUGCUAUUGUGCAAAUUUUGAGUUUGUAGAAGUGUGUCAUUGCCUUUUUUUUUGUUGGAAACUAAUAAAACAUUAUGUUGCCAUAUCAGUAUACAAUGGGGGAAAUAGCAUUUUUAAAGUUUUUUAUUAUAAAAAUGGCAGGUAAGUAAUAUAUGAAAUAUACGAGCAUUAGAUAUUUUUAAAAUCUGAAUUGUGCAUCUACAAUUUCUAAACUUAAAAAAACAUGUUUUAUGUGCAGUGAUAUGAAAACAUGAUGUGGUAAAUAUAUAUAGUAGAACAAGAGCAAAACCUGGUAGCCUUCAGAGUUUACAAUUUAUGUUUGUGUUGUAUUAUUUUUAUAGGUCUGUAACAUAAUAGUUUUAACAUUAUAAUUUGUUGGUAACAUGUAUGUGAAGUAGCCUUGUUGCUAAUUUACAGCUUUAAUUUAGCUUAAUAUGACAUUUUUCAAUAAAACUGACAAAGCUC